UGUGAUAUUGAUAAUGAUGAUUUGAUAACUUGUGACCACAACAAACAAGUAGACCUCGAUGUAAAAGACACUAUGAUCUACUUCUACGAUUUCAAAAACAAUCUAAACAUUAGCUACAAAAUAGAUAAAUUUAUUGAUGGCAUAUCUCAGUAUCAAACUUUGGACGUCAAAAGGAAAUUGAUAUUUUUCGUCCCAGGAUACAAAUCUAGUAUUUACAAGAAGACUGAAGAGAAAAUACGACAAACAUUUAGCAAUCUAGAUACAUAUCUGAUCAUAAUAGACCAUUCAACUUACACAUCUUCAAAAGGUGGUGUACGAGAUAGUUAUGAGAGAUCUGUCUUGUACACUUAUCAUCUCGGAAGAGCAUUAGGCAAGUUACUCGUAGAUAUCCAUACAAAAGGUUUCCCUUCAAACAAAAUAAAUUGCAUCGGUCACAGCCUAGGAGCUCAAAUGCUCGGCUUCACUGGGACAACGUAUAUAAGACUGACAGGCGAAAAAAUAUGGCGGAUAACAGGGAUCGAUCCGGCCGGACCUUGUUUCUCAAACAGUCAAAUAGAAGAUCAACUUAGAUCAGGUGUUGCUCAGUAUGUCGAAGUAUAUCACUGUAAUGUCGGUGAAUUGGGUACGACCAGUGUGUUAGCUGAUACAGAUGUCUUCAUCAAUAAUGGGAAGAAGCAACCAGAUUGUCAUGAAGGUUUGAUCCCAGGUUACGGCGCUUCCGAAGCAGCGAAAUGCAGUCACAAAGCAUGUGUUAGAUAUUGGGCUGAAACAGUACAUAAUCCCGGUUGGUAUUUGGCUUGGAAAUGUGACUCUUAUAAGAAGUUUUCCAAGGGUAGAUGUGUCCGGAAUGACGUCACAAUUGCUGGAUAUUCUAAUCCCGGUAAUGCUACGGGAUUGUUUUAUGCUUCCACUGAGACUUAUGGUGUUGUUUAGUUGGAAGUAUUAUUUAAGUGUAUUUUUUAAUUUUAAAGAUGUAACCAAAGUACCUAUAAAUAAGACACUU
This is a messenger RNA of Papilio machaon (common yellow swallowtail), 1003 nucleotides long. Its product is annotated as lipase member H-like. Gene Ontology annotation, molecular function: lipase activity. The record is from RefSeq and is a predicted model, not a curated record. The transcript is spliced from 2 exons. Lineage: Eukaryota; Metazoa; Arthropoda; Insecta; Lepidoptera; Papilionidae. The annotation marks the transcript as partial.